This is a messenger RNA of Phlebotomus papatasi, 1383 nucleotides long. It is a transcript of the gene Ras64B, whose product is annotated as ras-like protein 2. The transcript has 4 exons. NCBI's taxonomy places the organism in Eukaryota, Metazoa, Arthropoda, Insecta, Diptera, Psychodidae. Bases 185 to 757 code for a protein of 190 amino acids. Gene Ontology annotation, cellular component: plasma membrane. Gene Ontology annotation, molecular function: GDP binding; GTP binding; GTPase activity. The record is from RefSeq and is a predicted model, not a curated record. Gene Ontology annotation, biological process: signal transduction.
GCUAAUUUUUUAAUGGGGCGAAUUGUCAUUCGCAGUGUGCGUGUGUUUGUUUUUGCAACUUUUCCUGUAAACAUUUUUCCACAGACAAUUUGUGGCAUUUCUUGAGUAAAUAUUGCGUGAAAACCCAUCCCAAUCGUGCCAAUAUUGUGUUCUUGUGCCGUGAAAAUUCAGUGCCAUUGGGAAAAUGUCUCAUUACAAAUUAGUCGUUGUCGGCGGGGGCGGAGUUGGAAAAUCCGCUCUAACAAUCCAAUUUAUUCAGAGCUACUUCGUCACUGACUACGAUCCCACCAUUGAGGACUCCUACACGAAGCAGUGUGUGAUUGAUGAUGUUCCGGCAAAGCUGGACAUUCUCGACACAGCUGGUCAGGAGGAAUUUAGUGCCAUGAGGGAGCAGUAUAUGAGGUCAGGGGAGGGAUUCCUUUUAGUCUUUUCCCUCACGGAUCACUCGAGUUUCAUGGAAAUCGCCAAAUUCCAGAAGCAAAUACUCCGUGUCAAGGAUCGCGAUGAAUUUCCGAUGAUCCUUGUGGGCAACAAGUCAGAUCUCGAGGCUCAGCGACGGGUCUCCCUGGAGGAGGCUCAGCAACUGUGUCGUCAGCUGGGAAUUCCGUACAUCGAGUGCAGUGCCAAGCACCGAAUCAACGUGGAUCAGGCCUUUCACGAGCUCGUGAGGAUCGUGAGGAAAUUCCAGGAGGCUGAAAGGCCAUUCUUCGAGGAGAAGUACAAAAGGAGAAACAAACGAAAGUGUUGCAUUCUCUAAUUUUUGAUGAAAUAACUGACGCACAAGCGAACUUUUUUUUUCUCUCAAAUUUUUAGCAGAAAGAAAAAAAGUCUUAACUUAUUAAGAAUGAGAAAAAAAAUACAAACAGGUGCUUAAUUAAUAUUCUAAAUAUACAACGGAUGCUACAAAGUGCAUCCCUCACUUCGAAUUACUGCAAUAUUACACGCGUACGUGGAAUCAUUUUUACUCUCCUUUUUCAAUUCAAAAUUCAAAGUGUUCUUUUUGUAAUGUUUUCUUCUAUUAUUAUUAUUAUUUUAAGAGAAAAGAGAAGAACAAAAGGAUAUUGAGACAUUAAUUGUGCGCCGUGAGCAAAUAGAAAUUGUGGCAUAAUUUGCUAUAUUCUUCCUUCUUAAGCAUAGAAAAAUUUUCAAAGUGAUUUCGUAAGGAGAAAAAAAUAAUUUUAAUUGCAAUUGCACAAUAUUUCUUCCUCAUAGUUUUUUUUUCGAAUAAAUGUUAUACUUUUAAGUAACACUGCGACAUAACUUUUUCUAUUUACAAACGAUAAUUUCUUAAGCUUUAAUGCUGCAAUGUCAAAAGGAAACAAAUUGUAGUCGACAAGAACGUGAAGAUCUUUUAACAAUAAAUAAUAUUUUGAUGUUAAUAAA